GUCUCUUUCGCUGAGACUUGAUUGUCGCCUAUUCAGUCGAUUGUCAAUGUAACAAAGAUUGGUUUGUUUUAAUGGAAAUGAAUAAAACUGAUUUGGUGACCGUUUGUGUAUUGUGUUUAUUGUUUGUGGUUGGAUCAUGUGAUGAAUUUUGGGAGUGUCCAACAAUAAGUGAAGGAUAUCCACCAAAUUGCGUUUGCCGAUAUGGAUCUAAUUACGAUAAUAUGACAAAUACUUGUCCAAAUCCAAAUUGUCCUACCGCCAGCACCGCUGAAUCAUCUUAUCCCAAUUGCAUUUGCACUCAACCGAAUUUUGCCUACAGUGCCUAUAUAAAUGAUUGCUUUCGAGUUUGUCCGGAACAUAGUACCGGUCAUUGGCCCACUUGCAAAUGUGAUGAAAAAUUUGCGAUAUUCGAUAAGAGUACAUUCAAAUGUCUAACAUGUCCAGCAGAUAGUGAAAAAGGCCAACUCUAUCCUGAUUGCGACUGUGGUAAGACUGGCACGUAUGAUAGUUAUCGAAACGAAUGCAUGAAAUGCCCCAUUGAAGAUUCCAUUGGAAUAUACCCAAACUGUUCAUGCAUACAUAAAAAUGCAACCUUUAAUGAACUUCGAAAUAUAUGCGAAUUUUGCGUUGAUGGAAGCUCCGGAAAAAUUCCGAAGUGUGUUUGCAACAAUGGUGCAGAAUAUAACAUGUAUGCUAAUUUUUGCGAACAAUGCCCGUACGGAAGUGAGGGUAUAUUUCCAAAUUGUCAAUGUUCAAAUGGCGGAUUAUUUAAUGGAUACUAUUGUGAAAAUUGUCCAUGGGGCGCAAUGGGACAGUACGGAAAUUGUUCUUGUGGCGGCACUCAAACGUAUGAUAAAGAAAAUAAUACGUGCAAUGAAUGUCCAUCAAAUAGCACCGGUACCCAUCCAUCUUGUAUGUGCAAUGAACCAAAUCAGUAUGAUAAAGAAGCGAAUGAAUGUUUGCAAUGUCCAGUAAAUUCAAACGGAACGUAUCCAAAUUGUGAGUGUAACAACGGGCUGUUUGCAAAGAGCUAUAGAAAAUGCAUCGAAUGUCCAAUAAAUUCGACGGGCAUUUAUCCAGAAUGUGAAUGUGAGUUGGAAAAUCAUGUAUUUAGCGCGUAUAUAAAUGAAUGCUAUGUCGAAUGUGGAAGUGAAAGUAUUGGAUUGCAUCCGAGAUGUAGAUGUGAGAAACCUGGAUUUUAUUAUGUACCCGAAGAGUUUACAUGCAAGAGUAUUGUCGGUCGCGAGUGUCCGAUCGCAAGCAUUGGACUUGGACCAGAUUGCUUAUGUGUUCAACAAAAAUUUGCAUUCAACAUAGUUUCCUGGAGAUGUGAAAUUGAAGAUGUCCAUUUUGCACACUAUCCCUCUCAAUUCUGUCCAAGUGGUGAUUACAGAUGGCCACAAUGUCCUGUGACAAUCGAUCGUAAUGCAUUGCUGAGUUUGGUUGGAUGAAACGAGACUUUAUUUUCCCAUUUACGUUACAUACAUACAUCAUAUACAUGACAUUUAUUGAUAGUAAUGUGCAUUAUAUUUAAUCAAACAAAUUUAAAACAUGUCAAUGAAGUUUCAAUUUAGAAAAUCAAACACCUACAAACACAUAUCUAUUGGUGAGAUCUAAAAGAACGCAAGUGUAUUCGACUUUGUCGCAAUAAAGGAAUGUAAGUUUUUUCAUGGUUCAAA
Messenger RNA from Contarinia nasturtii (swede midge), 1679 nucleotides. Its product is annotated as laminin subunit gamma-1-like. The record is from RefSeq and is a predicted model, not a curated record. NCBI's taxonomy places the organism in Eukaryota, Metazoa, Arthropoda, Insecta, Diptera, Cecidomyiidae. The coding region runs from base 72 to 1451 and encodes 459 amino acids. The transcript has 7 exons.